This is a messenger RNA of Ostrea edulis (European flat oyster), 3776 nucleotides long. RefSeq lists its product as uncharacterized. Bases 2014 to 3426 code for a protein of 470 amino acids. Gene Ontology annotation, molecular function: zinc ion binding. The transcript has 7 exons. The record is from RefSeq and is a predicted model, not a curated record. NCBI's taxonomy places the organism in Eukaryota, Metazoa, Mollusca, Bivalvia, Ostreida, Ostreidae.
UCCAAAUAUGUCCCCCAAAGCGAUGUAUCUUUUGAAAUACCGGAGGAAGAUAUUUCUUAAGGUUUUUUUUUUUAAAUUCAUAAGUGCAGGAAAACCUAUCGCAUCUCGCAUACAUCAACAAUUUGUCGGGUUAGGCAUGAAUUCGGAUUGUACUGGGGAUGGAAAUACAGUCGGAAUUAACAUUCAAACGAAGUACACAUGUGUGCAAUUAUGUAGUUUCAACCGCACAUGUAUCUUAUUUCAAUGAGUACUAAUUUUUAAGAAUUGUAUUUGAGAAAAAAGGGGGAGGAAUCUAUAACACUUCUCUUUCGAACCGAAUAAUUACAUGAGUCAUUGGAUAUCGAAGAAUCAUUUAUUUUCGUGGGAUCAUAAUUUCGCGGUCUAAGAAAAUUGGUUAUGUUCGUAGGGACUUAAUUUCGAAUGGAUGACGAGUUUUAGUCCAGUUCCCGUUUCUCUCAUUCAAUUCGUAUAGAACAAUUAUGAAAAUCAACGAAAUUAUAAAUUCCUUUUUUAAAGUUGUUAAUAUCGCACCUUUUCCCCUACCCCGACAUAUCAUUGGAAAAUUAUCAAUAUUCUAUUCUUCAACUGAUUGCGGGUUGAAUCUUAAAAAAAAAAAUAUUAAAAUAUCAGGUGCAAAGUUUGAAUCCUGUCACGAAAUACAUGUAGUUGUUUCUUACAACCCUUGAUCUCUGAAAAUUUACAAUGGAGGCUGGUUUCCGAAAUUGCCAACAAGCAAUUUUACUUCGACCCGUUCCAAAGUCCCCUGAACAUCUCAAACCAAUAACAUCAUUUGAUAUGUCACACCUCAUAAGCGUUUUCCAUGCAUUGGUUCCGUCUGCCAAUGUCCAAAUAAAACGGUCGGCAAAUUUUUAAUCAGUCAUAGAAAAUUAAUGUUUUUAGUCCUGUAAUUCUUUUGAUCGGGCAACAGUAAAAUGCCCAUCGAACGAAAAUAAAACACAAUGAAAAUAAAUGAUUAUUCCGUGACAAGACUAUGAUAUGAGAAAAAAGUCAAACUUACAUGUAACAGUGUAUCCGUAUGUUUCAGUAAGAUAUAAGAUUGCAAUGAAGGUCCAUCUGAAAAUCCCUUGCGUCGAUUUCAUCUUCAUCCCGUAUACAUGUACCAUAUAUCUGUGAGAUUAAUGAAUACUAUUAGCAUAAUGAUCAUACUUUAUCAGUACAUCUUAAGAAAUAAAUUUCCUUUUUGAAAUUGCAGGAGGGUAUGAACUGCGAUGUUUCGAUUCACGCUGGCAUACUUCAUGAAUCACGUUAGCCACAAUGUAUAUUGGUAAUUCAUCAUAAUGGCUGACUUCUUAUCAAAACAUAACAUCAGCAAUGUUUGUAUAUGCCUUGCCGAGUAGCUCAGUCGGUUAACGUAUCGUCUGCCGAUCUGUGAAUUGCAGGUUCGAUUCAAGCAGGGGUUUUAAAUUGUUUAGUAAGCCUGCGUUUAUUUUUAUAUUUUAGGUAUUUUUAAAAUACUAAAUAAAGUAAGUUUUCAAUGGUAUUCGCCGACGACCGUUACCGGUUCUAAAAAUUAUGUCGUUAUGGGGGAUACGUUAAAACGCUUUAUUUCACUUAGACGCUUGUAAACACUGAAAUGGAAAGAGAAACUUACGUAAAGUUUUCCGUCUCUCGACUCAAAGACGAGUUAAAGAAAAAAGGAGCCACCACGAGAGGCAGAAAAGCCGACCUUAUAGACAGGUUUGUAUUUUCAUACCUCAUAACCGUUAUUUUCGUUUGUAAUAUUUCAACAAAUUCGUAGCUCUGCACCCAUGCAGACGACGGAGGAUGUUUACGCCGGCAUGAUUAUGCCUAGAGAUUGUUUUGAUGCUCAGUGCGACAAUUCUUUUAUCAAAAUGCCUCAAAAUUCAAUAAAUUAAUGUGAUAUAAGUUAUAUUUAUGUCAUCAAUUAUACGUAAUAAUUAUAGUACUAUACGGACUGUUGUUAUUGUAAUACAUGAUACAAGGGCAUUCACUGACAUGUACUAGUACGUCUUGGUACCUAAUAUUUUUUUUAUGGGAAGUGGACAUUGUACAGUACUUUAUUGUAGGCUUAAGGCAUAUUAUAGAAAUAAAGAUUUCAAGAAUGACCCAAUUCAAAUACCUGAGCCUUUGGAAGUUGAUUGGCCAACGAGGGGAUUUCAACAGCUCCAGGAAUCACAUAAAGAAGAAAUCCCAAAGAUAUGCAUUGAGCAGAUAGACAUGUAUUUUGUACAUAGAUUAGCAGGUGACAGACAAAGCACUGGUGAUGUCAAGGCUAUCGAGAAAGGAAGGCUACUUGUUGAAAGUGAUAGAGUCUUGGCUGCGUCAUAUUUAAAGGAAGAUGAUUCCCUGUUCUUUACAGGCAUUGUUGGCGCAGCCAUGAAAACAAAGGUAACAUACAACUUCAAAUUAAAAUUUGACAAAAACUCGGGAGACAUCUUGAACAGCCAUUGUGAGUGUCCUGCAGGACGAGGUCCCCAUGGAACUUGCAAGCAUCUUGCUGCUGUUGCCUUAGUUUUACUCUCUUGUUCUGAAGGAAAAGGUUUGAGGAUUCAGAGAUCAUGCACAGAAAACCUGCAGACAUUUCAUAAACCCAAACAUUCAUACUCAGGUUCACCAGUCAAAGCUGAAGAUCUGCCCAGGAAGCGGAAUCUGACUGAUGAUUUUUUAAAUGAUCCCCGCCCUGAACAUCUAAAAGGUGUGGCUGGUUACCCGGAUAGGGUUCGCAAUAUGGUCUUAAACCAUUGUGCAGAGACCUCAGACAAUCUGACAUACAGAUAUCUCAUCGAGAAAGCAAAUAUUCAGGCAGCAGUAUUGGACCAUGAUUAUUUGGAAAGACCCUUCACAGAGUAUUGGGUUCAACGAGCUGUUGAGGUUACAGCAGAUAAAGUAGUUGCCAUUGAGGAGCAGACACGUGGACAAGCCAGCUCAAAUAAUUGGUUCAAGGAGAGAUCAUGGCGGAUCACAGCAUCAAGAUUUGGAGAUAUCUGUUUAGCUACAGACAGGCGUAAUAGGCAGAAACUCUGCGAGUCUCUAUACCAGCCUUCUGCUGCUGUAUUUCGCAGUGAAGCUCUAGUCCAUGGACGUACCUACGAGACACGUGCUAUUAGAUCCUUUGAAAGAGAGACUGGCCAAGGUGUUCAAAGAUGUGGUUUCUUUGUUGAUAUGGAUCGACCUUACUUGGGGGCAUCACCGGAUGGACUCGUUGGCACUGAUGCACUAAUUGAAGUCAAAUGUCCCUUUGCUGGUCGCUUUGAGAAGAUUCAGCCUGGAAAGUACUUCCCAUAUCUAACAAUGGACUCUGUAACUGGUGAAAUGAAAUUGAAACCCACCUCUAAAUAUUUUUUCCAAAUACAAGGCCAAAUGCUUAUUGCCAAAAAACAAAUUUGCAUUUUGUUGUAUACACUUUCAAAGAUUUGUUCAUCCAGAAAGUACAUAUUGAUGUAGAAUGUUGCCAGAAUUCUCUUCUUCCAAAGCUUGAUGUAUUCUAUGAUAAAUUUUUCAUGCCAUACUUGUUAUCCUUGCUGUAAAGUGGAAGCAUAUAUGCAAACUUGUGUAAAAGUUUCUUCCAAAUGAUUUAUCGAGACAGUUCAUUUUUUUUUAUACAGAAUCUUUUUUGUAUUCAUGAUUUGAUUAGAGUCUGCAAAUGAUUCUUCAUGUUUUUUUGCCUAAGUUUCUGCCCAGAAUGCCAAUCAAUUUCAGAUGAAAUACAUUGCAUAUCCAUGAUAUGAAAUUUUCUGUAUUGACAAUAUACAUGUAACAAUGCAUAGAUGUUGGUUAUAUAAAGUGUUAAACUU